AUGGCGGCGGCACCUGUUGUUUUCGAGGAGCUGUUCACGCUGCCCUCGGUGGGCAUCAGCCCGACGCAUAUCAGCUUCAGCAACGUCACCAUGGAGUCAGACCGUGUCAUCUGCGUUCGGGAGACCUCUGACCAGGGAAAUAAGCUGGCGAUUAUAGAUGUUACAAAGCCCGACCAGAUCGUGCGGCGACCGAUAACCGCGGACUCGGCAAUAAUGAACCCCGAGAGCCGCAUCAUUGCCCUGAGAGCAGGUGCGCAGAUCCAGUUAUUCGACAUCACAUCUAAGACGCGUAUCAAGUCAUACCUGUUGUCAGAGGGCGAUAUUGUGUUUUGGAAAUGGCUCUCUGGGCGCACCUUGGGGAUCGUUACUGCGAACGCGGUGUACAGCUGGUCGAUUGACGCUUCGAGCACCGCGCCGCCUGCAAAAGUAUUCGAUCGACACCCAGCGCUGGCCGCCUGCCAAGUUAUUAACUUAGUUGCUGGUGUAGGUGAACGCUGGUUAGCUCUGGUUGGGAUCCGCGCCGACGACACCGCUCCCGGUGGUGUGCUGGGCAAGAUCCAGCUGUAUGCUGUGGAUCGCGGUGUGAGUCAGAUUCUCGAUGGCUAUGCAGCAGGCUUCUGUGAUCGCUACCGGAUUGAUUCUCAGGAUGUUACGGGUACGCAUCUGUUCGCGUUCGCGAGCAAGACCAAAUUCCACGUGGUGGAGGUCGCUCAGGAUAGGAAGCCAGAUGGUGCUCCGCGCUUCGAGAAACGCAUCACGAAUAUCGUAUACGCACCUGGCAUGGAUAACGAUUUUCCCGUGGCAUUGCAGGUAUCGAGCAAACUGUCGGUGGCGUAUCUGCUGACCAAGUACGGCUACAUCCAUGCGUUUGAUUUGGAAUCGGGCAAGUUGAUCUACGCGAAUCGCAUUAGUGAAUCUCCUGUUUUUGUUAGCACAUCACACAGAGAGACAGGCGGAUUAAUAGGAAUCAACCGACGGGGGCAGGUUCUUGUUUUUGCAAUCGACCCAUCUCUGGUCGUUGAGUACAUCCUGAGGGAGACAAACGACCUGGAUCUGGCCAUCAAGUUCGCGGCACGGAAUGCGCUGCCCGGUGCAGAUGAUCUUUUCGCGCAACAAUUUCGCCUCCUCUUUGAUUCGGGAAAAUACCGUGAGGCGGCUCAGGUCGUUGCGGAAUCGCCUGCUGGGAAUCUGCGCACGCCUCAAACCAUGGAGAUGUUCAAGGCGGCGACACCACAACCGAAUGUACCAUCGCCUCUCCUUUUGUACUUGCAGGUGCUCUUGGAGCACGGCAACCUCAACAAUGUUGAAUCGAUCGAACUUGGUCGGCAGGUCGUCGCAUAUUCCCGGCUGGGUUUGCUUGAGCGAUGGAUCAAGGAGAACCGAAUCGAAUGCUCUGAGGAGCUUGGCGAUCUAGUAAGAGCUGCCAACGAUCAUCGCUUGGCUCUGGCGAUUUACCUGAAAGCCGGUGCGCAUCGCAAGGUGUUUGAUGGUCUCAUUCAACUCGGCGAAUACAAGCGAGCCGCGGAAUACGCGAAACGGAAUGGUAUUCCAGUGGACGCGCUUUCCCUGAUCCAGAGCGCUUUGGCAACCAGCCCAAAGGUCGCGCUCGAGGUCGCGGAGUCGCUGGCAACAGAUACCGCAGACCACGCGGCGGUAGCGGACCUGUUUCUGCAACGCGGGAUGGUGCAGGAAGCGACCUCAUAUCUUUUGGAUGUUAUGCGCGAGGAUCGCCCGGAGCAAGGUGACUUGCAGACCAAAGUCCUUGAGAUCAACUUGACCUUGGGUGCUCCGCAGGUAGCUGAUGCGAUACUUGCUCAGGAGAUGUAUACACAUUUUGAUAAGCAGCGGAUUGCUGUGCUUUGCGAGCGGGCGGGACUUGCUCAGCGCGCUUUGCAGCUGUACACUCGUCUUAGCGAUGUCAAAAGGAUACUGGUUACAUUGUCGCAUGCAAUUCAACCGGAGUACUUUCUCUCAAUUUUCGCGAAUCUUUCUCCCGACGACAGCCUCGAGCUGCUCGAUGAACUAUUGACCAACGACUUGCGCGGCAACAUACAGCGGGUGGUGCAGGUUGCCAUCCGCUACUCAGAUGCUCUGGGACCAUCACGUCUGAUUGACCUCUUCGAGAAGCACCAGUGCUAUGAAGGAAUGUAUCUGUACCUCGGGGCAAUUUUGGCAACCAGCAAGUCGCCCUAUGUCGUUGCCAAAUACAUCGAAGCAGCCUGUCGAACGCAGCAGUGGUCUGAGGCGGAGCGCGUCACCCGCGAAUCGGAUCUGUACAAUCCCGAGCAAGUGAAGGAAUUGCUCUUUGAAUUGAGACCCAAAGACCCUCGUCCGAUCAUCAAUGUGUGCGAAAAAGGCGGUGAUGUCGAAGACAUGGUUCGGUACUUUGUGAAGCAGAAUCAGCUUGAAAUCGUGAAAGGCUAUGUUCAGCGAAUCAACCCCGGCAAUACGCCAGCCGUCGUGGCUGCGCUACUCGACUCUGACAGCUCUUCGGUUGACGACGUCUAUAUCAAGUCGCUGCUGAUGAGCAUCAAAUCACUGGUGCCUAUCGAGGCCGUCACGCAGGUGCUCGAAGAACGUCAGAAGCUGAAACUGAUGCUGCAGUUGCUGGAAGCACUGGUUGCCGAGGGCAGCAAAGACAGAGCGGUUCAUACCGCGUUGGCCAAGGUCUACGUCGACGCCAACAUCAACCCGGAGCAUUUCCUCGAGACGAACGAGUUUUAUGAUGCUCGAAUUGUGGGCAACUUUUGUGAACGGCGUGAUCCGCUUCUCGCGUUCAUUGCGUACGCGCACGGUGCAUGUGAUGACGAUGUGCUGCGCGUAACAAGCGAUCACGGCCUCUGGCGGGAGCAGGCACGCUACGUUAUCGAGCGGAUGAACCCGGAACUCUGGGCACGCGUCCUCGAGGAGAGCAACCCCAAUCGGAAGACCCUGCUCACGCAGGUAAUCGGGUCUGCCCUGAUGGAGAAUCGUAAUCCGGAGCAAGUCAGUGCCGCAGUGAAAGCACUCAUGCGAGCUGGAUUACAGAACGAGCUUCUAGAACUUUUGGAGAAGCUGGUUUUGCAGGCGGGCGGAACUUUUGCGAACAAUACAUCUCUCCAAAACCUGCUGCUGUUGACGUCAAUUCGAUCAGCACCCGAGCGCACCGGUGACUAUAUUCGCCGCCUGGACGCGUUUGACGGCGCAACAAUCGGCCAGCUGUGCUUGGAGCACGACCUCUACGAUGAGGCAUUUGCGACUUUCGCCAAGUUCGAAAUGCACGUCGAGGCUGUGAGCGUUCUCAUUGACCAAAAGAAGGACAUUGUCAUGGCGAACGAGUACGCAGCACAGCACGACCGUGCGGAUAUCUGGGCACGGCUCGGCGACGGCUUGCUUCGUCUGGGAGAGCUUACCAAGGCCGUUCAAGUGUACAUGCGCGCUGGUGUGACCAAUCGCUACCGGCCACUGAUCCAGGCGUGUCGCAAGACCGGCGCCUUUGCUGACCUCGCCACAUACCUCCAGUUUGUGCGCAGCAAGCAGCUCGGCAUUGACGAGGAACUCAUCGACAGCGAACUGGUGUACGCGCUUGCCUGCUGUGAUCCUCCAAAGUUGUCACAGUUGGAGGAGCUUCUCGCUUCGCCGCAGUCAGCGGAUUUAGACGCUGUCGGGGACCGUCUCUUCAGUGAAGGUAAGUACGAAGCCGCCCGUUUGUUGUUUGUCGCUGCCAACAACUACGCACGUUUGGCCGAGUGCCUGGUAUACAUGCGGGAAUUUACGGCAGCACUGGAGGCGGCACGCAAAGCGAACAAACUGCGUACCUGGAAGACUGUUUGCUAUGCGUGUGUGGAGGCACAGGAGUUUCGCAUUGCAGAGCUGUGCGCGUUGCAUCUGAUUGUGGUCCCCGAGGAGCUCGACGAGGUCAUUCGGGUCUACGAGACGCGUGGCUAUUUCGAUCAGAUUAUGAGUGUACUGGAGAACGGUCUCGGACUGGACAAAGCGCACAAUGGCAUGUUUACCGAGCUCGCGGUGCUCUAUAGCAAGUACGCAGAGCAAAAGGUCAUGGAGCACCUCCUCGUUUACUGGUCGCGCUGUAAUCUGGCCAAAGUCAUCCGGGCUCUGGAGAGUGCACACCUGUGGAAUGAGCUUUGCUUUGCCCACAUGCGGUACGAGGAAUACGACGCUGCUGCAAUGAUUAUGAUGGAACAUGCACCACUUGCUUGGUCGCACAAGGGCCUCGAAGAGUGUCUUGCCGCCGUCACUGGCGCCGAAGUCCUCUAUCGCGCAGUCUCAUUCUACAUGGACGAGCACCCUGAUUUGCUCAUUGAGCUCUUGGGCGUGCUGCAAUCGCGCCUGGACCCGGGCCGCGUGCUCUCCAUGGCUCGUCAGCACGGCCUCGACAAGUUCGGUCCUCUAGGCCACGUUCCCUUGUUGAAGCCGUACAUGCUGCGCGUACAGGAUAAGAAUUUGGCCGAAGUUAAUGAAGCGUUGAACGAAGUCCUCAUCAUGGAAGAAGACGUGGACGCCCUGGUUCUCUCCGUGGAGCGCUACCCGAACUUUGACCAAAUGGCACUGGCUCAGCGUCUGGAGAAACACGAGCUCCCGCUCAUGCGUCAAGUCGCUGUGCUGCUGCUCCGCCGCAGCCAGAAAUACGAACGAGCACUUGAGCUCUGCAAACGAGAUAUGGCAUUCCGGGAGGCUGCUGAGAUCGCCGCAGAAUCAGGCUCUGCGAGCCUCGCUGAAUCCAUAGCGCGCUACUUUUUAGAGAGCAAUCUGAAGGAGGCCUUUACCAUGGCCCUGUACUUGUGUUAUCCGCUGCUGCGCCCCGAUCUUGUUCUGGAGUGGACCUGGCGCUUUGGUGCUUCGGACUAUGCGAUGCCGUUCUACAUCCAAACCCUGCAUGAUUACGGGAAACGCUUGGAAGCACUGGAACGUGCAGAGCGCGAUCAUCGAACCACGAAUCGCAAGGAGCGCACGAACGCUGCCAGCGGCUCGGAGUCGUUGCUGCGCAGUCUGACGGCAUCGACACCGAUGCUUAUGGCGGGCACGCCACCAACUGGACCGACGCCGCCCUCGAGUCUCUACUUUGGCGCUAGUGGACCGGUGCCGUCGAUGCGCAUGCCAUCUCCUGCGGCGUCUGCACCAGCAGCAGCGGGUAUGGCAGGGAAUAGCGCACGCGGCCGCAAUCCGUAUUUCGGAACGUAA
Messenger RNA from Cyanidioschyzon merolae strain 10D, 5181 nucleotides. Its product is annotated as clathrin heavy chain. The record is from RefSeq and is a predicted model, not a curated record. Bases 1 to 5181 code for a protein of 1726 amino acids. Gene Ontology annotation, biological process: receptor-mediated endocytosis; intracellular protein transport. Gene Ontology annotation, cellular component: clathrin coat of coated pit; clathrin coat of trans-Golgi network vesicle; clathrin complex. Gene Ontology annotation, molecular function: clathrin light chain binding; structural molecule activity. NCBI's taxonomy places the organism in Eukaryota, Rhodophyta, Bangiophyceae, Cyanidiales, Cyanidiaceae. The transcript has a single exon.